AUGGUCCGAGACUCCGUCGCCAAACGGGGCGGACUGGUCUGGGAGAGCCGCAUGUGGCUAGAAAUCCUCGAAGCGAAGGCCAUCGACAUCUACAUCGGCAAGUCCCUUGUCUCCGUAACCCAGACGAACGGAGUGAGACAGGGUAGUCCGGACAGCGCGGUGCUCUACUCGGCGUCGAUAGGUGAGACCCUCCAAGACCUCCACGACAACGUGCCACUGGGCGAAGCGGGGCGAGCAGACCUUGCAAAGUGCCCCUCCCAAGGGGCGGGGUACAUGGACGACACAUACCUGUGGUCAGAGAACGCCAAAGCAAUGCAGAGAGCCAUCACCUACCUCGAGGGGAAGUUGGGGAAAAAGGGCAAUGUGGUCAAUGUCGUCAAGACACAGAUCCUCUGCAGCGAGCCGGAUGACACUGAGUUUCGCGUCGGAGGUCAAAAAGUGAAAGCAGGCGGGGCGACAGACAUCAUGAACGCGCUGGGGUCGCCUCUGACCUUUGAGAAGAGCGGCGCGCGCCUUCCAUGCGCGCCGCAGACUGCUCUGCGCGAGAACUCCGCUCGAGAACCGCAUGAAAAUGCUGACCACCUUGGUCAGAAACUCUGCGACUGCGCCACCUGGCCCAACAACGCUGCCCUCCUUCGUGCGGCCAAUGCGUGCCAACUCGGAUGUGUGCGCGCCAUGAUCGGCACCAAGCGGGGCGCUACAGAAUCAUGGGCGGAAUGGCAGGUGCGCACGAUGAGAAUGGCAAGGGUGGCCCUCUUCAACAGCAGACAGGAGCGAUGGUUUACAUAUGCGCUUCGACAAAUGUGGAAGCUACAUGGACAUGCUGCCAGACACCCGGGGCCCACCAAAGACUUGCUCCUUUGGCGCAACCUGAAGUGGUGGAAAGAGGUUGCCGAGCCAGCGGGGUGCAAGCAUGGCGGCCGAUUCAACAGCUCCGUCGACAUAGAGCGGAGCAUCUCCCGCAUCGGGGGAUACGACUGGGUGGACCUAGCACAAGACCGCGACCAGUGGCAAGCCCUCCAGGAAAGCUUUGUGGAAGAGUUUGAUCUUCCCUGGGCCAGUGGAAGGCAACCUGCCAUCGCCAACCUGACUCAGAUCCGCAGCUUCACGCCGAAGUCACGGCCCAAGCCCACAGCAGCACUCACGGACAGCGUUGUGAGCGGGCGAAUGACCCCUGGGAUCCCUGCCGGGGCGAGUGCCAGCGACAGCCAGAGCUCGUCCGCCAGCGCCAAAAGCUGA
Messenger RNA from Symbiodinium sp. CCMP2592, 1239 nucleotides. Lineage: Eukaryota; Dinophyceae; Suessiales; Symbiodiniaceae. The record is from the annotation of a GenBank genome assembly.